This is a messenger RNA of Coregonus sp. 'balchen', 23219 nucleotides long. NCBI's taxonomy places the organism in Eukaryota, Metazoa, Chordata, Actinopteri, Salmoniformes, Salmonidae. The record is from the annotation of a GenBank genome assembly.
GAUACAACCAUCCCUCGCUCAUCAAAGUGAUGUCCAACCCCAACAAUAUGGUAGGUAGGGAGGGAGGGAGGGAGAGAGGGAGAGAGAGAGAGGGAGGGAGAGGGAGAGGAGGGAGGGAGGGAGGGAGAGAGGGAGAGGGGAGGGAAGGAGAGAGAGAGGACGGAGGAGAGAGAGGAGAGGAUGGGGACGGAGGGAGACGGACUGCUGGGAGGGAUGGGAUAGUGGGAGGGCACGGUCGUGGACGCGGGGUAGGGUUGGCCCGGGGUUGGGGGGAGGGGGAGGUUUCUUUUUUUUUCUUGGAGGGAGAUGGGGGUGAUUGACGAGGUUUGGGAGGCGAGGGGGGGUUUGGGGGAGAGGGGUAGGGGGGGAAAAUGCUUUUUGUUUUUUCUUUUUCAACACAAAUAAAACAAUUAAUAAAGUCCCUUGUAGUGACUGCCUAUUACGGCUUAUCAUUUAUUCACAUUACUUUACUUUAAUACAAUAUUUCAGUUGUGUAUAUUACAUUUGUUUUAACUGAUCAUCUCAUCUCUAUAGAGCUGCUGCCUAUGCUGUCUGAAGUAAAUAAGGCAUACUUUUAUGACUGCUGAAUACCAACUAUCAAUCACGUAGAUCAUGAAGUAACUGCUCUUUGUCGCUCUCCAUCACGCUUUCUUCUGUCCCGUCUGUGCCUCUCUGUGUCUGCCCUCACACAGACCGGAUAAGUAGGCAUACAAUGGAUUAUGGUCAUUGUAGUUCAUUACCACGUUUUCUGAGCUAAACUAUGUAGAACGUUGGCCUGUUGGAAACUACAACUCCAUACUACAUCGCACAGUUCGGGCUUGAUCUGAUUUAUCUCUAGAGGAACUGCGCAAUGUGCGCAUUGAGCUCACAGAAAAAAUGAAAUGGAAUUCAAAUAAUCUCUGUUAUUGAAAACCGAUCAGAAGACAUUGGAGUUGAGCAUCUCUCCCCACGUUUAUCUGACAGUCCUGCUUAGUUCCCCAUGUUUUCCUCUCUGUCUCUCUUUCUCUCUCUCUCUCUCUUUCUCUCUCCCUCUCAGAGUGCGUUUGUGAACAGGCCAGCUCUUGGGAUCAUGCCACCUGAGAACUUUCCGGAAAAGCUGGCGGAAAGCCUUCUCUCAGUGAGUGCCACACACACAUACACUUUGCAUACACUCAAGCUUCAGGCAGCUUUUAACAGAAAGACAAAAAAUAACAAUUAUUUAAUGAAAGACCAGAAACUAACUGGACCCCACUACUGUAGGCUGGCUUCCUCCAUUUUGUGGAUUGUGCAAUCCCUCUUGACUGGAUACAAUCCAAGACACUCCUUCCCUCCCCUCCUCUCCUCCUCUCCUCUCCUCCUCUCCUCUCCUCCUCUGUCCAGGUUGCUCCUAGUGGUAUGAGCCGUGUCCAGACCAUGGCCUGUGGAUCCUGCUCCAAUGAGAAUGCAUAUAAAGCCAUGUUCAUCUGGUACAGAGUGAGUACAUAUAAAGCCAUGUUCAUCUGGUACAGAGUGAGUACAUAUAAAGCCAUGUUCAUCUGGUACAGAGUGAGUACAUAUAAAGCCAUGUUCAUCUGGUACAGAGUGAGUACAUAUAAAGCCAUGUUCAUCUGGUACAGAGUGAGUACAUAUAAAGCCAUGUUCAUCUGGUACAGAGUGAGUACAUACACUGAGUGUACAAAACAUUAAGAACACCUGCUCUUUUCAUUACAUAGACUGACCAGGUGAAAGCUGUGUGGUCCUCUGUUGCUCAAUUGGUAGAGCAUGGCGCUUGUAAUGCCAGGGUAGUGGGUUCGAUCCCUGGGACCACCCAUAUGUAAAAAUGUAUGCACACAUGACUGUAAGUCGCUUUGGAUAAAAGCGUCUGCUAAAUGGCAUAUUAUUAUAAUGUAUUAUUAUGAUCCGUUAUUGAUGUCACUUGUUAAAUCCACUUCAAUCAGUGUAGAUGGAGGGGAGGAGACAGGUUAAAUAAGUAUUUUUAAGCCUUGAGACAAUUGAGAGAUGGAUUGUGUAUGUGUGCCAUUCAGAGGGUGAAUGGGAAAGACAAAAGAUUUAAGUGCCUUUGAACGGGGUAUGGUAGUAGGUCUCAGGCACACUGGUUUGUGUUAUUUUUUAAUACACUGAGUGUACAAAACAUUAUGAACACCUGCUUUUUCCAUGACAUGGGGGGGUUUGCUUUGUGUGUUUUGUCCACUCAGUUUUAACAUGUUGUUUCAUAGUGGUUUAUUUAUUCCCCCCCCAAAAAACGUAUUGCCCUGCAAAAUCAAUUGAGUUUGAUCUCAAUUAGCUGAUUUGUGUUCAUAUCUGAACAUUUCUGCUGUAGCGAUUAUAUCCAACCAAGAUAUCAUAUGGUAGUAGGUGUCAGGUGCACCGGUUUGAGUGUCAAGAACUGCAACGCUGCUCGGUUUUUCACGCUUUUCAAGCUCAACCGUUUCCCUUGUGUAUCAAGAAUGGUCCACCACCCAAAUGACAUCCAGCCAACUUGACACAACUGUGGGAAGCAUUGGAGUCAACAUGGGCCAGCAUCUCUGUGGAACGCUUUCGCCACCUUGUAGAGUCCAUGCCCCGAUGAAUUGAGGCUGUUCUGAGGGCAAAAGGGGGUGCAACUCAAUAUUAGGAAGGUGUUCCUAAUGUUUUGUACACUCAGUGUAUAUAUUUAUACGCACAAUAUCUAGUCAAUAUAAGCAGAAUAUAUACAAUAUAGAUUAAACACUACCAUGUUCAGCUGAGACAAUAUAUAUUAUAUAGUCAAUAUAUUUACAAAAUGUACUGUAUACGUAUGGACACAAUGGAAACAUAGUAUAUUAUCUGUCUGUCUCAGAAUAAGGAAAGAGGCCACAACAUCCCCUCUGAUGAAGACGUGAGCUCCUGUAUGAUCAACCAGGUGGGUGAAAUCUAAUUCAACAUCAUCAAGUUCUAUUAGUCUUAUGUACAGGAUACACAGUGGGUAUACAUCGUCCAAUGAAAUGCUUACUGCAGGUUCCUUCUGGACAAUGGAACAACAAUAAGAAAUAUUAAAAUGUAAGAAUAGGAACAUAAAGUAAAUGGAUCAGCAGAACAGAAUAUACAUGUUAGCAUCAGUAGAAUACAGGAAGGAACAAUAUAUAGUCCGAUAUUUACACGUGUAUUGGGGAUGGGGGCAGUGUAUAAACAGCAGUAUAAUAAGAGUAGCAGCAGUACUGUGACAUCUUGGGUCAAUGACAACGCACAAAAUGGCGGCACAGUUGCACACUUGCUAGCCAGGUUUUAGGUGAAGGUGGGGGAAACUGUGACAUCUUGGGUCAAUGACAACGCACAAAAUGGCGGCACAGUUGCACACUUGCUAGCCAGGUUUUAGGUGAAGGUGGGGGAAACUGUGACAUCUUGGGUCAAUGACAACACACAAAAUGGCGGCACAGUUGCACACUUGCUAGCCAGGUUUUAGGUGAAGGUGGGGGAAACUGUGACAUCUUGGGUCAAUGACAACGCACAAAAUGAAGGCACAGUUGCACACUUGCUAGCCAGGUUUUAGGUGAAGGUGGGGGAAACUGUGACAUCUUGGUUCAAUGACAACGCACAAAAUGGCGGCACAGUUGCACACUUGCUAGCCAGGGUUUAGUAUACAGUGGCUUGCGAAAGUAUUCACCCCCCUUGGCAUUUUUCCUAUUUUGUUGCCUUACAACCUGGAAUUAAAAUUGAUUUGGGGGGGAUGGAUCAUUUGAUUUACACAACAUGCCUACCACUUUGAAGAUGCAAAAUAUUUUUUGGGGUGAAACAAACAAGAAAUAAGAAAAAAAAGAAAAAACUUGAGCGUGCAUAACUAAUUCAACCCCCCCCCCCCCCCCCAAGUCAAUACUUUGUAGAGCCACCUUUUGCAGCAAUUACAGCUACAAGUCUCUUGGGAUAUGUCUCUAUAAGCUUGGUACAUCUAGCCACUGGGAUUUUUGCCCAUUCUUCAAGGCAAAACUGCUCCAGCUCCUUCAAGUUGGAUGGGUUCCACUGGUGUACAGCAAUCUUUAAGUCAUACCACAGAUUCUCAAUUGGAUUGAGGUCUGGGCUUGACUAGGCCAUUCCAAGACAUUUAAAUGUUUCCCCUUAAACCACUCAAGUGUUGCUUUAGCAGUAUGCUUAGGGGCAUUGUCCUGCUGGAAGGUGAACCUCCGUCCCAGUCUCAAAUCUCUGGAAGACUGAAACAGGUUUCCCUCAAGAAUUUCCCUUUAGCGCCAUCCAUCAUUCCUUCAAUUCUGACCAGUUUCCCAGUCCCUGCCGAUGAAAAACAUCCCCACAGCAUGAUGACACUGUGUUCUCGGGGUGAUGAGAGGUGUUGGGUUUGCACCAGACAUAGCGUUUUCCUUGAUGGCCAAAAAGCUCAACUUUAGUCUUAUCUGACCAGAGUACCUUCUUCCAUAUGUUUGGGGAAUCUCCCACAUGCCUUUUGGAGAACCCCAAACGUGUUUGCUUAUUUUUUUCUUGAAGCAAUGGCUUCUUUCUGGCCACUCUUCCAUAAAGCCCAGCUCUGUGGAGUGUACGGCUUAAAGUAGUCCAAUGGACAGAUACUCCAAUCUCCGCUGUGGAGCUUUGCAGCUCCUUCAAGGUUAUCUUUGAUCUCUUUGUUGCCUCUCUAAUUAAAGCCCUCCUUGCCUGUCCGUGAGUUUUGGUGGGCGACCCUCUCUUGGCAGGUUUGUUGUGGUGCCAUAUUCUUUCCAUUUUUUUAUAAUAGAUUUAAUGGUGCUCAGUGGGAUGUUCAAAGUUUCUGAUAUUUAUUUUAUAACCCAACCCUGAUCUGUACUUCUCCACAACUUUGUCCCUGACCUGUUUGGAGAGCUCCUUGGUCUUCAUGGUGCCACUUGCUUGGUGGUGCCCGUUGCUUAGUGGUGUUGCAGACUCUGGGGCCUUUCAGUACAGGUGUCUAUAUACUGAGAUCAUGUGACAGAUGAUGUGACCAUUAGAUUGCACAUAGGUGGACUUUAUUUAACUAAUUAUGUGACUUCUGAAGGUAAUUGGUUGCACCAGAUCUUAUUUAGGGGCUUCAUAGCAAAGGGAGUGAAUACAUAUGCACACACCACUUUUCCGUUAUUUAUUUUCUAGAAUUUUUUGAAACAAGUUAUUUUUUUCAUUUCACCAAUUUGGACUAUUUUGUCCAUUACAUGAAAUCCAAAUAAAAAUCCAUUUAAAUUACAGGUUGUAAUGCAACAAAAUAGGAAAAACACCAAGGGGGAUGAAUACUUUUGCAAGGCACUGUAUGUGUGUAUGUCUGUGUGGUUGUGUGUGUGUGUGAGGGAGGGAGUGCAUGUGUGCUAAGGUGCGGAGAGUCAGAGCAGGCCAUGACCUGUGUUCUGGUGUUCAUCAACAUCAUCAUCACGUUCCUCUCACCUAUUCUUUAUUAGCCACGUACACACACUAAAAACACUCUCUCAUGCUCUAAUUCUAAUUAUUGCUCUCUCUCCCUCCUUCUCUCUCCUCCUCCUCUCUCCCUUUGUUCUCCCUCUCUCCGUCUCUCUCUCCCUCCUCCUCUCUCCUCGUUCUCUCUCCCCUCUCCUUCAUUCCCUCUCUCUCUCCACUCUCCCUUCUCUCUCCACUCUCCCUCCUCUCUCUCUCUCAGAGCCCUGGCUGUCCGGACCUCAGCAUCCUGUCGUUUAUGGGUGGAUUUCAUGGCAGAACAAUGGGUCAGUCAGGUUAAAUAUUAUUACACAUCUUAUUGUUGAAUGAAAGUAAAAUAACAUAACUACUACGAGACAAAGAACUACGAAUCAUGGAGGUCAACAUCCGUGGUCUAAGAUCAAACAUCGGAGAACUAACCUAAGGAGAAAGAACCUACCGUCGUCAUCGUGGUGGAAGCAUCCCCGGGACCACCCAUACGUAAAAAUGUAUGCAAACAUGACUGUAAGUCGCUUUGGAUAAAAGCGUCUGCUAAAUGGCUUAUUAUUAUUAUUAUUAUUAUUCAUGGACUCAACUGUAAAGGACGGAGCUGACUGCAUCGCAAUACCAGGAUGCACCAUGUGCUGCCGACGAGACAGAACUGCGUCGUCAGGUGGCGGCAUUGCAGUGUAUUGCUUGCAAGGAAUCGCCAUCCACCAUGAGACCCAAAAAGACCCAAAAGACAUGGAACUGACAUGGCUUCCAGUCACCUUACACUCCCAGAAGCUCCUCAUAGGAGCUGUUUUUUAGACCUAGACACUGAAACCCAAAAUGACAGAGUUUGGUGCACAUUCUGUCAUGGUGGCGGGCGACUUCAAUGUCCACCAUGAAGACUGUCUGGAUAGCUGAACAACUGUCAUGCUGAUCGCCGGGCCCGACAGCUGCUUAGGCCUACAACAGAUUGUGGUUACUCCAACCAGAGGAGACCAAGCCCUGGGACAAAGUAUGUUUUGACGAAAAGAUCACUGACAUCACCCAUGAUGCCAUGGAGCAAUUAAUCCCCAGCAGAACUGUCACCAGAAAGCCCGGGGACAAAGUAUGUUUUGACGAAAAGUGCAGGAGAGCAGCAAGGACGGAAAAAGCGUCGCCAUUUUUUCCAACGGCUAAAAAAAACUGCUGCCAACAAGCAGAAGUUUGCCCAGGCCAGACAUGUUCAACCAGGCUGAGAAGCAAGCUAGAAGGAACCAUGAUAUCAAACUCACAGAGGAACUCACUGAUAACACCCUAAUCAGCAAGAGAUGGUGGAGGCUUUGUCAACUCCCUUUCUGGGAGAGCUGCUAACUCUGAUAUCCCUGUCAUCAUACACCACGACAUAGCACACAUCACUGUAACGUAACAAAAUGUGGGAAGGUCAAGGGUCUGAAUACUUUCUGAAUGGACUGUAUCUGUUCCUCUAAUGUCCUAUCUGUUCCUCUACUGUCCUAUCUGUUCCUCUACCGUCCUAUCUGUUCCUCUACCGUCCUAUCUGUUCCUCUACUGUCCUAUCUGUUCCUCUACCGUCCUAUCUGUUCCUCUACCGUCCUACCUGUUCCUCUACCGUCCUACCUGUUCCUCUACCGUCCUAUCUGUUCCUCUACUGUCCUAUCUGUUCCUCUACCGUCCUAUCUGUUCCUCUACCGUCCUAUCUGUUCCUCUACUGUCCUAUCUGUUACUCUACCGUCCUAUCUGUUCCUCUACCGUCCUAUCUGUUCAAUAAAAACACAAUAUAUUACGAAAGGAGUGAGACUGCCCUAUCCUUAUCCACCAUCCUGAGGACUGCCCUAUCCUUAUCCACCAUCCUGAGGACUGCCCUAUCCUUAUCCACCAUCCUGAGGACUGCCCUAUCCUUAUCCACCAUCCUGAGGACUGCCCUAUCCUGAUCCACCAUCCUGAGGACUGCCCUAUCCUUAUCCACCAUCCUGAGGACUGCCCUAUCCUUAUCCACCAUCCUGAGGACUGCCCUAUCCUGAUCCACCAUCCUGAGGACUGCCCUAUCCUUAUCCACCAUCCUGAGGACUGCCCUAUCCUUAUCCACCAUCCUGAGGACUGCCCUAUCCUGAUCCACCAUCCUGAGGACUGCCCUAUCCUUAUCCACCAUCCUGAGGACUGCCCUAUCCUUAUCCACCAUCCUGAGGACUGCCCUAUCCUGAUCCACCCAUCCUGAGGACUGCCCUAUCCUUAUCCACCAUCCUGAGGACUGCCCUAUCCUUAUCCACCAUCCUGAGGACUGCCCUAUCCUGAUCCACCAUCCUGAGGACUGCCCUAUCCUUAUCCACCAUCCUGAGGACUGCCCUAUCCUUAUCCACCAUCCUGAGGACUGCCCUAUCCUGAUCCACCAUCCUGAGGACUGCCCUAUCCUGAUCCACCAUCCUGAGGACUGCCCUAUCCUGAUCCACCAUCCUGAGGACUGCCCUAUCCUUAUCCACCAUCCUGAGGACUGCCCUAUCCUUAUCCACCAUCCUGAGGACUGCCCUAUCCUUAUCCACCAUCCUGAGGACUGCCCUAUCCUGAUCCACCAUCCUGAGGACUGCCCUAUCCUGAUCCACCAUCCUGAGGACUGCCCUAUCCUUAUCCACCAUCCUGAGGACUGCCCUAUCCUUAUCCACCAUCCUGAGGACUGCCCUAUCCUGAUCCACCAUCCUGAGGACUGCCCUAUCCUGAUCCACCAUCCUGAGGACUGCCCUAUCCUUAUCCACCAUCCUGAGGACUGCCCUAUCCUUAUCCACCAUCCUGAGGACUGCCCUAUCCUUAUCCACCAUCCUGAGGACUGCCCUAUCCUGAUCCACCAUCCUGAGGACUGCCCUAUCCUUAUCCACCAUCCUGAGGACUGUCCUAUCCUUAUCCACCCUCCUGAGGACUGUCCUAUCCUGAUCCACCAUCCUGAGGACUGCCCUAUCCUUAUCCACCAUCCUGAGGACUGCCCUAUCCUUAUCCACCAUCCUGAGGACUGCCCUAUCCUUAUCCACCAUCCUGAGGACUGCCCUAUCCUGAUCCACCAUCCUGAGGACUGCCCUAUCCUUAUCCACCAUCCUGAGGACUGUCCUAUCCUUAUCCACCCUCCUGAGGACUGUCCUAUCCUGAUCCACCAUCCUGAGGACUGCCCUAUCCUGAUCCACCAUCCUGAGGACUGCCCUAUCCUGAUCCACCCUCCUGAGGACUGUCCUAUCCUGAUCCACCCUCCUGAGGACUGCCCUAUCCUGAUCCACCAUCCUGAGGACUGCCCUAUCCUUAUCCACCCUCCUGAGGACUGCCCUAUCCUUAUCCACCAUCCUGAGGACUGCCCUAUCCUUAUCCACCCUCCUGAGGACUGUCCUAUCCUGAUCCACCAUCCUGAGGACUGCCCUAUCCUUAUCCACCAUCCUGAGGACUGUCCUAUCCUGAUCCACCAUCCUGAGGACUGCCCUAUCCUUAUCCACCAUCCUGAGGACUGCCCUAUCCUUAUCCACCCUCCUGAGGACUGUCCUAUCCUGAUCCACCAUCCUGAGGACUGCCCUAUCCUUAUCCACCCUCCUGAGGACUGCCCUAUCCUUAUCCACCAUCCUGGGGACUGCCCUAUCCUGAUCCACCAUCCUGAGGACUGCCCUAUCCUUAUCCACCAUCCUGAGGACUGCCCUAUCCUUAUCCACCCUCCUGAGGACUGCCCUAUCCUUAUCCACCAUCCUGAGGACUGCCCUAUCCUGAUCCACCAUCCUGAGGACUGCCCUAUCCUGAUCCACCAUCCUGAGGACUGCCCUAUCCUGAUCCACCAUCCUGAGGACUGCCCUAUCCUUAUCCACCAUCCUGAGGACUGCCCUAUCCUGAUCCACCAUCCUGAGGACUGCCCUAUCCUGAUCCACCAUCCUGAGGACUGCCCUAUCCUUAUCCACCAUCCUGAGGACUGCCCUAUCCUGAUCCACCAUCCUGAGGACUGCCCUAUCCUGAUCCACCAUCCUGAGGACUGCCCUCUCAAUAAUUUUUACUGUAGAGUAACAGAAUGUAAGCUCACGCGAUCAGGUUGCUUGAACGAAGGUAGGACUGCCCCACUCCUUAAAAAUAACAACUUACAAUGUCUGAUCUGUUUUCAGGUUGCUUGGCAACGACGCACUCCAAAGCCAUCCACAAGCUGGAUGUGCCGUCAUUUGAUUGGCCGAUCGCUCCCUUCCCUAAACUGAAGUACCCUCUGGAGGAGUUCACACGGGAGAACGCACAGGAGGAGGCCCGCUGCCUGGAGGAGGUGUGUGUGUGUGUGUGUGUGUGUGUGUGUGUGUGUGUGUGUGUGUGUGUGUGUGUGUGUGUGUGUGUGUGUGUGUGUGUGAGGAUUUAAUAUUUUCCUGAGAAUCUACCCAUUUCCCAGCAUAUAAUACCAGCAAAACAAAUUAGACAUGAUUAUGACACUGCAAAUGGAGACAUAGACAGAUGGAAUGUAAUGGUUUCUUGUUGUAUUUGUUGCAAUUUAAUCAAUCUCAAAGUUCUAAGUCACCACACUAUUUCGCCUAGUUUUAAUGUAGGCCUAUGAAGCACUGUUGGCCGUCUGGUAAAAUAUGAUGAGGUUAUUACAGUCUAGUGAAAGUUACAUUAGUUUUAGCCUACCUUUGACUGCAAGAUGCAGAUGGGUACUUUAACUGAAAGAUGCAGCUGAGUUUUUUUGACUGAAAGAUGCAGCUGGGUCCUUGAACUGAAAGAUGCAGCUGGGUCCUUUGACUGAAAGAUGCAGCUGGGUCCUUUAACUGAAAGAUGCAGCUGGAUUUUUUUGACUGAAAGAUGCAGCUGGGUCCUUGAACUGAAAGAUGCAGGUGGAUUUUUUUGACUGAAAGAUGCAGCUGGGUCCUUGAACUGAAAGAUGCAGCUGGGUCCUUGGACUGAAAGAUAUAGCUGGAUCCUUUGACUGAAAUAUGCAGCUGGGUCCUUUGACUGAAAGAUGCAGCUGGGUCCUUUAACUGAAAGAUGCAGCUGGGUCCUUUGACUGAAAGAUGCAGCUGGGUCCUUUGACUGAAAGAUGCAGCUGGGUCCUUUGACUGAAAGAUGCAGCUGGGUCCUUUGACUGAAAGAUGCAGCUGGGUACUUUUCUCUCCCCUUGAACCUGUCUAUCAGGGGAAUCUGGGAAGGUUGUGGCUGUUUUUACUUCGCUUAUUGUGGUGAUUUUGUCAGAGGGAACAUAUCUGAUUCUCCGCUAAUCAAACAGAUGAGCUGUAGCGAAGAUUCAGUCCCAUGGAUAGCACUGUGGUUCAUCAAUUGCCCGCGUAGCUAAACCCACUGUGAAUCAUGCGCCAUUCUAAGGUUGGCUAUAUUUUACAUUUACAUUUUAGUCAUUUAGCAGACGCUCUUAUCCAGAGCGACUUACAAUUAGUGAGUGCAUACAUUUUUCAUACUGCAUAAAAGCAAACGUUUACUUAUUGCAUUCGUUAUCAGUUGUUGGCAUUCGUUAGCCUAGAAAUCAAUGGUAGGCCUAUUUCUAGCAAUAAAGUCAAUGAUAAUCUCUCAAGGUUUUUGUUUUAAAAUAUGUAUUUAGUCAUUUAGCAUACAAUAAUGAAAUGUGAGCCUUCUGGUUACACAAACAAACAUUUUCAUUAAACUUUCUUGUUCAGAUUUGAGUUCAUUAAAAGACACCCUGUUCUCGCAUUAUUUUUCAACAUGAAAAACAGACUCGGUCAGAAACAGAGUAACUGUAAUUCUAGCUGACUGAUUCUCAAGACCCAGCCAAACAAAUGUAGAAAAGCAUUCUACACAAACUUAGGCUAUAGGCUACGUAAAACGACCUGGUGGGCCUACCCUGUAGCAAACAAAUGAACAAAGUAAAUAAUUUGCAUAUAGGCUGUACCUGUGGCCUCUCAAAAAGCACAGUGCGUCAACGCUUCCUGGUUUCUGAUCUUGGUCACAAAUUGGCCACAGACUGACAAGGCUCUCUCGGCCUCCACGGAGGUGGCCUGGAUCGUGGCAAGUGCCUCAAACCAGUAACAGCUAAUGGGGAUCCUAAUCAAAUAAAAAUAUAAAAUACCAAAAUGACCUGCCUCAAACCGGUGCUGCAGGCAUUUGGACUUGUUUGUUGCUUCAAACAGGCUGAAUUCCUCAGACGGGAUUUUCAGCAGGUCAGUUUUGUAUUUGGCCUCGUUUUGGUAUUUAUUUUGUAUUUUAUUAGGAUCCCCAUUAGCUGUUGCAAAAGCAGCAGCUACUCUUCCUGGGGUCCACACAAAACACGAAACAUGACAUAAUACAGAACAUUAAUAGAUAAGGACAGCUCAAGGACAGAACUACAUCAAUUUAAAAAUGGCACACGUAGCCUAGAUAUCAAUACAUACACACAAACUAUCUAGGUCAAAUAGGGGAGAGGCGUUGUGCCAUUGCUUUAUCUGUUUUUUGAAACCAGGUUUGCUGUUAAUUUGAGCAAUAGGUGAUGGAACGGAGUUCCAUGCAAUAAUGGCUCUGUAUAAUACUGUACGCUAGCUUGAAUUUGUUCUGGAUUUGGGGACUGUGAAAAGACCCCUGGUGGCAUGUCUGGUGGGGUAAGUGUCAGAGCUGUGUGUAAGUUGACUAUGCAAACAAUUUGGGAUUUUCAACACAUUGUUUCUUAUAAAAAGAAGAAGUGAUGCAGUCAGUCUCUCCUCAAGUCUUAGCCAAGAGAUACUGGCAUGCAUAGUAUUAAUAUCAGCCCUCUGAUUACAAUGAAGAGCAAGACGUGCCGCUCUGUUCUGGGCCAGCUGCAGCUUAACUAGGUCUUUCUUUGCAGCACUUGACCACAUGACUGGACAAUAAUCAAGACAAAACUAGAGCCUGCAGGACUUGCUUUGUGGAGUGUGGAGUCAAAAAAGCAGAGCAUCUCUUUAUAAUGGACAGUCCUCUCCCCAUCUUUACAACCACUGAAUCUAUACGUUUUGACCAUGACAGUUUACAAUCUAAGGUAACACCAAGUAAUUUAGUCUCCUCAACUUGUUCAACAGCCACACCAUUCAUUACCAGAUUCAGCUGAGGUCUAGAACUUAAGGAAUGAUUUGUACCAAAUACAACGCUCUUAGUUUUAGAGAUGUUCAGGACCAGUUUAUUACUGGCCACCGAUUCCAAAACAGACUAACUCUUUGUUGAGGGUUUCAGUGACUUCAUUAGCUGUGGUUGCUGAUGCAUAUAUGGUUGACACACACACACACCCUGAGCGUUGAUUAUUGACCAUGCAGAUAGCAGAGCAGAGAGAACCAUAUCGAAGAAACAUUUAGACAUUGCAUAUAAUUUAACAGUUCCAUUUCACGUCACGCUGUUCAUAUAAAUAAUUUAUUAUAAUUGACCGGUUUCUUGGAAUUAUUCAUCCCAGGAAAAGGGACUGGGUUUGGGCGGUAAAUCUCGGUAACCUGUUUCCCGCCAUUAAACCAUAGUGUGUGUGUAUGUUAACCCUGUUUGUGUGUGUGUUAACCCUGUAUCUGUGUGUUAACCCUGUAUCUGUGUGUUAACCCUGUAUCUGUGUGUUAACCCUGUAUCUGUGUGUUAACCCCGUAUCUGUGUGUUAACCCUGUAUAUGUGUGUUAACCCUGUAUCUGUGUGUUAACCCUGUAUAUGUGUGUUAACCCUGUAUAUGUGUGUUAACCCUGUAUCUGUGUGUUAACCCUGUAUAUGUGUGUUAACCCUGUAUAUGUGUGUUAACCCUGUAUCUGUGUGUUAACCCUGUAUCUGUGUGUUAACCCUGUAUAUGUGUGUUAACCCUGUAUAUGUGUGUUAACCCUGUAUCUGUGUGUUAACCCUGUAUAUGUGUGUUAACCCUGUAUAUGUGUGUUAACCCUGUAUCUGUGUGUUAACCCUGUAUCUGUGUGUUAACCCUGUAUCUGUGUGUUAACCCCGUAUCUGUGUGUUAACCCUGUAUCUGUGUAUGUCCCAGGUAGAGGACCUGAUAGUCCAGUGGCGUCAGAAGGGCCGGCCGGUGGCUGGGAUAGUGAUUGAACCCAUCCAGGCUGAAGGAGGAGACAACCACGCAACACCUGACUUCUUCAAGAAGCUACGGAACAUCGCACGCAAGGUAGGCUGGAGAGGGAGGGAGGGGGGAGGGUCAUACACAAGGUAGGCUGGAGAGAGAGGGAGGCAGGGAGGGAGGAGAGUCAUACACAAGGUAGGCUGGAGAGGGAGGGAGGGAGGGAGGGUUAUACACAAGGUAGGCUGGAGAGGGAGGGAGGGAGGGAGGGAGGGAGGGAGGGAGGGAGGGGGGCAGAGUCAUACACAAGGUAGGCUGGAGAGGGAGGGAGGGGGGAGGGUCAUACACAAGGUAGGCUGGAGAGAGAGGGAGGCAGGGAGGGAGGAGAGUCAUACACAGGUAGGCUGGAGAGGGAGGGAGGGAGGGUUAUACACAAGGUAGGCUGGAGAGAGAGGGAGGCAGGGAGGGAGGAGAGUCAUACACAAGGUAGGCUGGAGAGGGAGGGAGGGAGGGUUAUAACCAAGGUAGCUGGAGAGGGAGGGAGGGGGGAGAGUCAUACACAAGGUAGGCUGGAGAGGGAGGGAGGGGGGUUAUACACAAGGUAGGCUGGAGAGGGAGGGAGGGGGGAGAGUCAUACACAAGGUAGGCUGGAGAGGGAGGGAGGCAGGGAGGGAGGAGAGUCAUACACAAGGUAGACUGGAGAAGGAGGGAGGGGGGAGAGUCAUACACAAGGUAGGCUGGAGAGGGAGGGAGGGAGGAGAGUCAUACACAAGGUAGGCUGGAGAGGGAGGGAGGGGGGAGAGUCAUUAACACAAGGUAGGCUGGAGAGGGAGGGAGGGGGGAGAGUCAUACACAAGGUAGGCUGGAGAGGGAGGGAGGGAGGGUUAUACACAAGGUAGACGGAGUGAGGGAGGGGGAAGUCAACCGUAGGCUGGAGAGGUAUAACAAACGAAGGUAGGACGGAGAGGUGAGGGAGGGGAGGGUUAUACACAAGGUAGACUGGAGAGGGAGGGAGGGAGGGAGGGGGCAGAGUCAUACACAAGGUGACACUGAAAUAAAAUCAGUCAAUCAAUCCAUCCAUCAAUCAUAGAAGGAUUAAAACAGAUCAAAUAAUUAUACUGAACUCUCCCUCCCUCCUCCCCCCUCCCCUCCCCCUCCCCUCCCUCCUCCCCUCCAUCCUCCCCUCCCCCCUCUUCCUCCCUCUCUCAGCAUGGCAGUGCGUUCCAUGUGGAUGAGGUGCAGACAGGUGGCGGUGCUACAGGGAAGUUCUGGGCUCAUGAACACUGGGGGAUGGACGACCCUGCUGACAUCGUCUCCUUCAGCAAGAAGAUGCUCACUGGAGGUUUUUACCAUAAAGACGAGCUGCAGGCAGACAAGGUAACACACACACACAGGACACACACAGGACACACACACACAGGACACACACACACAGGACACACACACAGGACACACAGGACACACACAGGACACACAGACACACACAGGACACCCACACAGGACACACACAGGACACACACAGGACACACGCAGGACACACACACACAGGACACACACAGGACACACACACACACAGGACACACACAGGACACACACAGGACACACACACACAGGACACACACACACAGGACACACACACACAGGACACACACAGGACACACACACACACAGGACACACACAGGACACACACACACACAGGACACACACACACACAGGACACACACAGGACACACACAGGACACACACACACACAGGACACACACACACAGGACACACACACGCAGGACACACACACACACAGGACACACACAGGACACACACACACAGGACACACACACACAGGACACACGCAGGACACACACACACGCAGGACACACACACACACGCAGGACACACACAGGACACACACAGGACACACACAGGACACACGCAGGACACACACACACAGGACACACACACACAGGACACACACAGGACACACACACACAGGACACACACACACACAGGACACACACACACAGGACACACACACACAGGACACACGCAGGACACACACACACGCAGGACACACGCAGGACACACACACACGCAGGACACACACACACACGCAGGACACACACAGGACACACAUACGCAGGACAUACACACACAGGACACACACACACAGGACACACACACACGCAGGACACACACAGGACACACACACACGCAGGACACACACACACACACACACACAGGACACACACAGGACACACACACACAGACAGGACACACGCACACAGGACACACAGGCAUAUAAUACGCAAAUACACACAAGAUGCCCUGUACACAUGCAGGCACACACACACACAGGCGUAUAAGGUACACACAGGACACACACAUGCAGACAUACACACACACACAGGACACACACAUGCAGACAUACACACACACACAGGACACACACAUGCAGACAUACACACACACACAGGACACACACAUGCAGACAUACACACACACACAGGACACACACAUGCAGACAUACACACACACACAGGACACACACACAUACACAGGACACACACACACACACAGGACACACACAUGCAGACAUACACACACACAUGCAGACAUACACACACAGGACACACACAUGCAGACAUACACACAUACAAUGUACAGUGAGGGAAAAAAGUAUUUGAUCCCCUGCUGAUUUUGUACGUUUGCCCACUGACAAAGACAUGAUCAGUCUAUAAUUUUAAUGGUAGGUUUAUUUGAACAGUGAGAGACAGAAUAACAACAAAAAAAUCCAGAAAAACGCAUGUCAAAAAUGUUAUAAAUUGAUUUGCAUUUUAAUGAGGGAAAUAAGUAUUUGACCCCUCUGCAAAACAUGACUUAGUACUUGGUGGCAAAACCCUUGUUGGCAAUCACAGAUGUCAGACAUUUCUUGUAGUUGGCCACCAGGUUUGCACACAUCUCAGGAGGGAUUUUGUCCCACUCCUCUUUGCAGAUCUUUUCCAAGUCAUUAGGGUUUCGAGGCUGACAUUUGGCAACAUAAACAUUCAGCUCCCUGCACAGAUUUUCUAUGUGUGGCUAGGCCACUCCAGGACCUUAAUGUGCUUCUUCUUGAGCCACUCCUUUGUUGCCUUGGCCGUGUGUUUUGGGUCAUUGUCAAACUGGAAUACCCAUCCACGACCCAUUUUCAAUGCCCUGGCUGAGGGAAGGAGGUUCUCACCCAAGAUUUGACGGUACAUGGCCCCGUCCAUCGUCCAUUUGAUGCGGUGAAGUUGUCCUGUCCCCUUAGCAGAAAACCCCCCAAAGCAUAAUGUUUACACCUCCAUGUUUGACGGUGGGGAUGGUGUUCUUGGGGUCAUAGGCAGCAUUCCUCCUCCUCCAAACACGGCGAGUUGAGUUGAUGCCAAAGAGCUCGAUUUUGGUCUCAUCUGACCACAACACUUUCACCCAGUUCUCCUCUGAAUCAUUCAGAUGUUCAUUGGCAAACUUCAAACGGGCCUGUAUAUGUGCUUUCUUGAGCAGGGGGACCUUGCGGGUGCUGCAGGAUUUCAGUCCUUCACGGCGUAGUGUGUUACCAAUUGUUUUCUUGGUGACUAUGGUCCCAGCUGCCUUGAGAUCAUUGACAAGAUCCUCCCGUGUAGUUCUGGGCUGAUUCCUCACCGUUCUCAUGAUCAUUGCAACUCCGCGAGGUGAGAUCUUGCAUGGAGCCCCAGGCCGAGGGACAUUGACAGUUAUUUUGUUUCUUCCAUUUGCGAAAAAUUGCACAAACUGUUUUCACCUUCUCACCAAACUGCUUGGCGAUGGUCUUGUAGCCCAUUCCAGCCUUGUGUAGGUCUACAAUCUUGUCCCUGACAUCCUUGGAGAGCUCUUUGAUCUUGGCCAUGGUGGAGAGUUUGGAAUCUGAUUGAUUGAUUGCUUCUGUGGACAGGUGUCUUUUAUACAGGUAACAAACUGAGAUUAGGAGCACUCCCUUUAAGAGUGUGCUCCUAAUCUCAGCUCGUUACCUGUAUAAAAGACACCUGGGAGCCAGAAAUCUUUCUGAUUGAGAGGGGGUCAAAUACUUAUUUCCCUCAUUAAAAUGCAAAUCAAUUUAUAACAUUAUUGACAUGUGUUUUUCUGGAUUAUUUUAUUGUUAUUUUGUCUCUCACUGUUCAAAUAAACCUACCAUUAAAGUUAUAGACUGAUCAUGUCUUUGUCAGUGGGCAAACGUACAAAAUCAGCAGGGGAUCAAAUACUUUUUUCCCUCACUGUAUAACCUUAUUUUGGCUGUGUGUGUGUGUGUGUGUGUGUUUCUUUCCCAGGCCUACCGUAUCUUUAACACGUGGAUGGGCGACCCGUCUAAGAACCUGUUCCUGGCUGAGGUUCUGAACGUGAUCCGCAGAGAGAACCUUCUGGAUGAGGUGACCCGCUCUGGGAAAACUCUCCUACAGGGACUCUACCAACUACAGGUACUAGAUACAGUGACUCUACCAACUAAGGAUAUCCCUAAACAACUACAGGUAGCUAGAUACAGAGACUCUAACCAACCUACAGGUACUACCAGAUAUCAAGAGACCAACCAACUACAGUACCAGAGAUACAGGACUCCUACCAACCUACAGGUACCAUAGAGACUCUACCAACUACGAGUACCAGAGACUCUACCAACUACAUACAGUACCAAGACUCACCCACACAUUUACUCUAUAGACUCUAACCAACUACAUUAACAUAUACUCUACCGCAACUACAGUAGCCCAUAGACUCUACCAACUACAGGUACCAGAGACGCUACCAACACAUGUCCUAGACUUAAUCUAUCCUAACCAACUCCAGUUACUAGCUACAGAGACUCUACCAACUCCAGGCCUGGGAUGUGAGAUGGGGUCGUGGAAGUGUGGAGGGGCUCAUCCUCUACCCUCUCUCCUCCCAUACGUAGACUCUACCAGCUACAGUACUAUAUACAGAGACUUCUACCAACUACAGGUACCAAGACUCUACCACUACACGACAGUAGCCAGAGACUCCUACCAACUACAGGUACUAGAUCAGAGACUCUACAACUAACAUGUACCAUAGACAGAGACUCUACCAACUACAGUACCAGAGACGUAGACUCUACCAACUACAGGUACUAGAUACAUGACAGAGACUCUACCACCUACAGGUCCGCAGUACUCUACCCCUCUACCAACUACAGGUACUAGAUACAUAGACUCUACCAACUACAGGUACCGAGAUACUCGACCAGCUACAGGUACUAGAUACAGAGACCCUACCAACUCCGGUACCAGAGAGCCAGAAGACUCUACCAACCUACAGGACUAGAUACAGAGACUCUAACCAACUACAGGUACCAGAGACAAGCAGACUCUAACCACUACAGGUACUAGAUACCGAGCUCUAAGCUACCACUACAAAGUUACCCCAGAGACUCUACCAGCUAACGGUACUAGAUACAAGAACUCUACCAACUCAGGGUACCAGAGACUCUACCAACUCAGGUACCAGAGACUCUACCACUACAGUACUAGAUACGAGACUCUAUAACCCACACAGUACCAGAUCUCUACCAACUACAAGUACCAGAGACUCUACUCACUACAGGUACUAGAUACAGAGACUCUACCACUACAGGUACCAGAACUCUACCACUAAAGGUACUCAGGACUCUAACCCAACUACAGUACUAGAUAGCAGAGACGAGACUCUACUACCAACUACAGGUAAACCCAGAUACUCUACCACUACAGGUCCAGAGACCUCUAUCUACCAACUACAUGUACCAGAGACUCUACUCACUACAGGUAACGCGAGAGACUCUACCAACUACAGGGAUUAGAUACCGAGACUCUAACCAACUACAGGUACCCAAGAGACAAGACUCUACCAACUACAGGUACCAGAGACUCUAUACCAACUACAGUACUAGAUACAGAUACUCUACCACCUACAGGUACCAGAGACUCUACGCAACUCCAGGUCCAGAGACUCUCCAACUACUACAGUUCCAGAGACUCUAACCAACUACAGGUACAGAGACUCUACCAACUAAGUGACUAGAUACAGAGACGCUACCCCACUACAAAAAAAAAAGGUACCUAGAGACAGAGACUCACCAACUAAACAGGUACCAGAGACUCUACGCCACUACAGGUCUAGAUACAAGAUCUCUCACUCCAGGUCCCACGAGACAGAGACUCUACCAACUACAGUACCAAGAGACUCUACCAACUACAGGUACUAGAUACAGAGACUCUACCGAACUACAGGUACCCAGAUACAUAGACCUCUACCAACUACAGGUACCAUAGACAUAGACUCUACCACUACAGGUACCAGAGACAGAGACUCUACCAACUACAUGUACCAGAGACUACCAACUACGGUACCAUAGAUCUCCACUACAGGUACCAUAGACUACCAACUACAGGUUCCAGAGACUCUAACCAACUACAGUUACUAGAAACAGAGACUUCACCAACUACAGGUACCAGAUACUCUAACCAACUAACAGUUACUAGAACGAGACUGGCUACCAACUACCGAUGUACCUAGAGACUCUACCAACUCCAGUACCAGCGACAUAGACUCUACCAACUACAGUCCCAGAGACCGAGACUCUCCGAACUACAGGUACUUAUACAGAGACGCUACCAACUACAGGUAACCGAUAGACUCUACCACUACAGGUACCAAUACUCUAACUACAACUACAGGUACUAGAUCGAGACUCUACGGCAUCUACAGGUACCAGAGACGCUACCUAACUACAGGUCCCAGAGACUCUACCUAACUCCAGGUAACAGAUACAGAGACUCUACCCUACAGGUACCAUAGACAGAGACUCUACAACUACAGGUACCAGAGACAGAGAGCUCUAACCAACUACAGGUACCAGCGCACUCUACAACAUACAGGUACUAGAAACGAGACUUACCAACUACAGUACCCGAGACUCUAGCCAACUACCGGUCCCAGAGACUCUAGACCAACUACAGGUACCAUAGACUCUAAAACCACUAAUAAGGUACUAGAUACAGAGACUCUAAGCACUACAGGUACCAGAUACGCACCAACUACAUGUACCCAGAUACUCUAACUCUACCACUACAGGUACCAGAGACUCUACCAACUACAGGUACCAGAGACUCUACCAACUACAGGUCCCAGGACUCUUACCAACUACAGGUACCAGGACUCUACCAACUACAGUACCAGAGACUCUACCACCUACAGUACCCAGAGACUCUACCAACUACAGGGACAGAGACUCUACCAACUACAGGUACCAGAGACAGAUACUCUACCCCUACAGGUACCAUAGACAGAGACGCUCAAACCACUACAGGUACCAGAUACUCUACCAACUACAGGGACUAGCUACAGAGACUCUAAGCUACCAACUACAGUACCAUAGACCUACAACUACAGGUACUAGAUAUAACAACAGAGACUCUACCAACUACAGGUACCCUAGAGACAGAGACUCUACCACUACAUUGUUAUAUCUAGAUACAGAGACUCUUCUAACCAACUACAGGUACGCAGGCACUCUACAACUACAGUACCAAGACUCUAACCACCUACAGGUACUAGAUACAGAGACUCUACCAGCUACAGGUACCAGAGACAGAGACUCUACCACUACGGUACCAGAGACAGAGACUCUCCACUACAGGUUACCAGAUACUCUAACCAACUACAGGUACAGAUACAGAGACUCUAACCAACACAGGUACCUCGAGACUCUACAACUACAGGACCAAGACGCUACCAACUAGCAGGUACCAGAGACUCUACCACUACAGGUACUAGAAUCAGAGACUCUACCACUACCGUCCCAGAGACCUUCCUACCAACUACCUGUACCAGCGACUCUAAAAACCAACUACAGGUACCAGAGACUCUAACCAACUACAGGUACCGAUAAGACUCUAACCACUACCACUACAUGUAUCUAGAUACAGAGACUCUAACCAACUACAGGUACAGAGAACUCUACCAACUACGGUACUAGAUACAGAGACUCUACUACAACUACAGGUACCCAGAGACUCUACCAACUACAGGUACCCACAGAGACUCUACCAACUACAGGUACUAGAUAUCAGAGAACUCUACGCACUACAGGUACCAGAACUCCUAACAACUACAUGUACUAGAUACAGAGACCUACAACUACAGUACAGAGACUCUAACACUCCGGUACCCCAGAGACUCUACCCACUACAGGUACUAGAUACAGAGACUCUACCAACGACAGGUUACGCAGAGACUCUACCAACUACAGGGACCUAGGAGACGCUACCACUACAGGUACUAGAUUAAAGAGACUCUACACGACAGGGUACCAAGACUCUACACUCCAGGUCCAGAACUCUAACCAACUACAGGUACCAGAUACGAGACCUAGCACUACAUGUACUAGAGACAGAGACUCUACCAACUACAGGUAUCUAGAUACAGAGACCUCCGAACCUACAGUUCAUAGACUCUAACCAACUACAGUUACCUCAGGACUCAAAUACCAACUAUCAGGACUAGAUCCAGAGACUCUACCAACUAAAGGGACUAGAUACGAGACCGACCACUACGGUACCAGAGACUCUACCAACUACAGGUACCAUAGACUCUCAUCCAACUACACAGUACCAGAGACUCUUCUACCAACUACAGGUACCAGAGACUCUACCACUACAGGUACAGAGACUCUCCACACAGUACCAGAGAACUCUAACAACUCCGGUACUAGAAACCGGACUCUACAAACUACAGGUACCAGAGACUCUACCAACUACAUACCAAGACUCUACCCAACUAGCAGGUACCAGAGACUCUACCAACUACAGUACCCCAGAGACUCUACCAACUACAGGUACCGAGAGACUCUACCAACUAAAGGUACCGAGACUCUACAACUACGGUACUAGAUACAGAGCUCUACCAACUACAGUUACCAGAUACUCUACCAACUACAGUACCAGAUUACCUAUACCAACUACGGUACCAGAUACUCUACCAACUACGGUACUCAGAGACUCUACCAACUACAGGUACUCCCGAGAGACUCUAUCACAACUACAGGUACCAGAGACGCUCCCAACUACAGGUACCAGAGUACUCUAGCCAACUACAGGUACCAGAGACUCUACCACUACAGUACCAGAGACUCUACCAACUACAGGGUACCAGGAGACAGAGACUCUACCAACUACAGGUACCAGAGACGAGACUCUACCAACUACAGGUACAGAGACCGAGACUCUACCACUACAGGUACCAGAGACUCUACCAACACAGUACAGAGACUUACAACUACAGGAUAGAUACGAGACUAACCAACCUACAGGUACCAGAGACAGAGACUCUACCAACUACAGGUACCAGAGACAGAGACUCUACCAACUACAGGUACCAGAGACUACCAACUACAGGUACUAGAUACAGAGACUCUACCAACUACAGGUACCAGAGACUCUACCAACUACAGGUACUAGAUACAGAGACUCUACCAACUACAGGUACCAGAGACUCUACCAACUACAGGGACUAGAUACAGAGACUCUACCAGCUACAGGUACCAGAGACUCUACCAACUACAGGUACCAGAGACUCUACCAGCUACAGGUACCAGAGACUGUGUGUGUGUGUGCUAACAUCUGUACCUCUCCCCCAGGACCAGUACCCUAACCUGUUGAGCAGUGCUCGGGGACAGGGGACAUUCUGUGCCAUCGACAUCCGUGAUGACGCCACACGCAACAGCAUCAUCCUCAAAGCCCGGGACAAGGGUAAGACACACUACACACACACACACACACACACACACACACACACACACACACACACACACUCCACGCUGGUGAUCUUCUGUGUAACCUCUAUCGUCUCUGUCUGUCUGUCUCAGGUGUCCUGCUGGGUGGCUGUGGAGAUCGGUCGAUCCGGUUCCGUCCUGCUCUGGUGUUUAAGGAGUACCAUGUUCACAUGUUCCUGAACGUGUUCAACGACGUCCUGGCAGAACACACC